Molecule: messenger RNA, 3498 nt
Organism: Wallemia ichthyophaga EXF-994
Lineage: Eukaryota; Fungi; Basidiomycota; Wallemiomycetes; Wallemiales; Wallemiaceae
Product: Stress response protein nst1
Exons: 5
Coding region: 1-3498 (1165 amino acids)
Source: RefSeq, a predicted model, not a curated record
AUGCCCGCGAAAUCGAAGAAAGGACAGCAGAAGAAAGUGGAUGAGCAUAGCCAGCAUACAGAUCUCAGUGGCCAAUGGAAUUUGGGUGUAGACGCAGCAGCUACUGCCCAUGACUUAUUAGCAACAGCUAGCUCCCUGUACGCUAGAAUGUCCGCUGAUCACCCAGGUUCACUCCCAGACGAUGACGCUUACUGGUCCAGUCUCCCAGCCCACUUACGACAAUUCAUUAGAAAUGCUCUGCCACUCGGACAGCUGCAAUCAAACAACCACCACACCCCUCCAAAGAUGUCUGCUGCAGCUAUGCAGGCCGUCGCACAGCAAAUUGCGUCUGCCACGCGUUACCCUCCAAACAACAACAACAACAACAAUUCUCAGAUUCAAGGCGUUCCUCAUGGUCCUGCUCCCCCACCAGCUAGCUCAUUCGAUUUCAGUGAUCCUUCUGUUCGUUUCGCUUUGGAGCAGCUUGGUCCGCCACCUUCACGCGGUUUGAGGCAUGAUGACUUUGAUCAGGAGUAUUAUACAGACGAUGACGUUGACUCUAUUGAUGGUACUGACGGCGAGUACAACUAUCAUUCUGGCGUCAUUUACGAUAGCGGCGUAAUUCCUCUUACUACUCCUGGUGUACAGUCUGAACAGCAUUUGAAUGGUGUUACAGACGCCCCUUCAAAGAAGAAGAAGAGGAAGAAUAAGAAGACUAAACCCACUGCUCAGCCAAAAGUUAAUAAUUUGUUGAAUACAAAUUCUAUUCCACCACCACCACCACCACCUGCUCAGCCAGUUCCACCCCCACCAGUCACUCAACCUCCACCACCUUCUUCUAGGGCUGCUGGAAAAGCUCCUAUGUCUUAUCUACCUCAACAGUCCACUAUGAGGUCAAAUGCCGCUACAAAUCAGACGAAAUCUAAAUCAUCUCAAACUUCUUCCACAAAUAAGCAGCCUCCUUCUUCUUCUCUGGCUAAGAAGAUUUGGUCCACUAAUUCAACUGAGGAGCGCGAGCGUAUAAAAGAAUUCUGGUUGUCUCUCUCCCAAGACGAGCGAAGAAAGCUAGUACAAGUUGAAAAAGAGACUGUCCUUCGAAAAAUGAAGGAGCAGCAGAAGCAUUCAUGCUCUUGCGCUGUUUGUGGUAGAAAGCGUUCAGCAAUUGAAGAUGAACUUGAAGUUUUAUACGAUGCUUACUAUGAUGAACUCGAGCAGUACGUCGCACAUCAAUAUCAGCAUUAUAGCUCUCCUACUACAAUUCCACCGCCUCCCGGUCCAGGUCCAUUUCCAGGUUCUGUGGAACUUGACAAGAACGGUCAGUUAGUUCAACCACCCGAUAAUGGCGAUGAUGAUGAUGACCUCGAUGAUGAGUACGACGACGAAGAUGAUGAGGAUUACGAUGAGGAUGACCCUGACGAUGAUAUAUCGGGUGAUGAUGACUACGACGAUGAGCAAGACAGUCUGUCUAAUUCACGUCGCUAUCGCCAUGGCAACAGUAGAAGGAAGAAGUCAGAGAUAUUCACAUCAUCAUUCUCGAAAACUUUUACAGUACAAGGUGGAAUACUCACCGUUGCUGAUGAUCUCUUGAGAAACGACGGACAAAAGUUCUUAGAAAUGAUGGAAAGUUUAGCUGAAAGACGCUUACAAAGAGAGGAAGAAGCUGCUGCUGGAUUUGAUGAUAGUGAAGAAGAAGAUGAGCAGGAUGAUAAUGAAGAAGAUGACGAUUUUUUGGAGGAUGAUGAUGAUGAGGAUCGUAUGGAAGAUGGUCGUCGAAUGUUCCAAGUAUUUGCUGCAAGAAUGUUUGAACAGCGUGUAUUACAGGCAUAUCGUGAGAAGGUCGCACAAGAACGUCAAUUACAACUUCUCCGCGAACUUGAGGAGGAAGACAAGGUUGCAGCGGAUAAGGAAGCUAAAAAGGCCAAAGAGAAUCAGCGUAAGAAAGACAAAAAGCGUCUUCAGCGUCAACAAAAAGAGGAAGCAGAUGCAGCUAAGAGAGCACAAGUUGCAGAAGAGGAGGCAGCUAAGAAAGCCAAAGCAGAUGCUGCACAAGAGGCAGCUCGUCGACGUCAAGAAGCUGAAAGACAGCGUCGUGAAGCAGAGCGACAAGCUAAAGAGGAAGAGAAGCGUCGUCGUGAGGCUGAGCGACAGCGUCAACAGGAAAUCCACAAGGAAAGAGAAACUGAGAAGGAGCGUAAGAAAAAGGAGCGUGAAGAUAAGCUUAAAUCAGAGAAGGAGGAGCAGGAGAGAGCUAAGGCUGCCAAACUUGAGCGUAAAAAGGAACGUGCUGCUGCAUAUGAAGCUGAGCAAAAAGCUAAAGCAGAUAAAGCACACGAAGAAGAGUUGCAGAAGCAGGCACAGGCACAGGCUCAAGCUCAAGCUCAGGCACAGGCUCAAAUGCAGGCACAAGCUCAAGCUCAACAAGCAAGAAUGGAGCAGAUUCGUCAACAGCAAGCACAUGCUCAAGCACAAGCAGCAGCUCAAGCACAGCGAGCACAGUUCCACAGACAGUUACAAAACCCAGAAGCAUCUACAUCAUCACCUUCACCAAGAGCAGCAGCUGCACCUGGGUUGAUGCCAAUGAGGUCACCACCAGCUCAUAAUUCGACAGCACCUUACAUGAUGACGCCAACGAAAGACAAGCAAAUGCAAGAUGCACCAAAGGCACCUUCAGCACUACUUAAUGGGAAUAUUCAAAGGCCGCCAUUUUAUUCACAACAAGAGAUGCAUAGUCCAGCUUCUAAUCAACAUCAACAACAUCAACAACAUCAACAGAGACCUAGAGUGGGGGUAGCACCACCAGGUCUGAUUCCUAAUGGAACGCAAAAUGCACAGACACCUUUUGGUGCAUACGGAUUUGCGAAAUCACCACCCUCAAUGACAAGAACUGCAUUUGAAAGUAACUCGAUGGAUGAUGGUUUGUUCGGUGGGAAGAGACAGUCAAAGUCACCGAUUGGAAGUGUUGGUGGAGGAGUUGCGGGUUUGAAUCUUGGUGAAGAUAGCUUGUUAGCCGGGCCAUCUGCGGGAGCGUCAGCCUCAACGUCAGCAAGACCAGUUGGAUUUGGAGCGGUCGGAGCAGUUAGCAGACCACCUAUAUCUGCAGUACCAACACCGAUAUCUAGACCAAGUGGAAAUACAACACCAGAUCAAUCAUCGUCAGCACCUUCAGUGGGUAAAUUACUUGGUAGUUCAGCACUAGGAGGUGGAGAUGAUGAAGUGGUGGAAAGACCAGCAAGGCGACAAAGUUCACAGAUGGCACCAGUUGGAUUAGGUGGAAGCACUUGGCAGCCACUGCCGAUGAGUCUGGAUAAACAGACGGGGUGGCCGACUGCGGGAGUAACAGGGAGCGUAACACCUAAUAGUAAUCAAAUGACUAGGAAUGGUAGAUCUAAUAGCAUAUGGGGAGAUGGUGGGACAUCUGGGUGGCCAAAUAUGUUUGGAGGAGGUAGUUUCUUACCACCUAAUACAAGUACGAGUACGAGUACGAAUCAAAAUCAAAAUCAACAUAUGCAACAUGAAUAA